GACCUCCUCCUCCUCCUCCAGCACACGCCCGUCUACACCGCCGGUCGCAGGGAGAAAGACCCGAGCCAGCUCGAGGCCGAGGGCGCUCGCCUGCGAGCUGUCGGCGCCGACUACGUCCACGCCAUGCGCGGCGGCCAGACGACCUACCACGGGCCCGGUCAACUCGUCGGUUACUCGCUCAUGGACCUCGGCGCAGCUCAGCUCUCGACCCGGUGCUACGUCGACCGCCUCGAGCGCUUCCUCUCGGCCCUCACGUCGUCCCUCUCGGUCCCCGUCUACCCGCUCGAGCACACGGGCGUCUUUACCUCGCCCACGACCAAGGUCGGCUCGAUCGGGAUCCACAUCCGCCGCCGCAUCUCGCUCCACGGCUUCAGCCUCAACGUCGAGCAGCAGACCAAGGCCUGGUUCGACCACAUUGUCGCGUGCGGCCUCGCG
Messenger RNA from Rhodotorula graminis WP1, 435 nucleotides. RefSeq lists its product as uncharacterized. Gene Ontology annotation, biological process: protein lipoylation. The transcript is spliced from 2 exons. NCBI's taxonomy places the organism in Eukaryota, Fungi, Basidiomycota, Microbotryomycetes, Sporidiobolales, Sporidiobolaceae. The annotation marks the transcript as partial. Gene Ontology annotation, cellular component: mitochondrion. The record is from RefSeq and is a predicted model, not a curated record. Gene Ontology annotation, molecular function: lipoyl(octanoyl) transferase activity.